UACGGGUGCAAUUCCCAGAGUAGGGUCAGGACUCGGGACUCAGAAGUAGUUGUAACAGAGGCUUGAGUCAGACUCAGACCCGCGACAAUGGAGUUGGACAUGGCAGCUAUGUCUUCGGCGAUCGGGGUGUCCGUCCCGGUCCUCCGAUUUCUGCUCUGUUUCGCGGCCACCUUGCCGGUCAGCUUCCUCUGGCGCUUCAUUCCCGGCGGACCAACCGCCAAACACCUCUACGCUGCCAUCACCGGCGCUUUACUCUCCUAUCUCUCUUUCGGCUUCUCCUCCAACCUCCAUUUCUUGGUCCCCAUGUUGCUGGGGUACGCUUCCAUGGUCCUCUACCGCCGCCGAUGCGGCCUCCUCACUUUCUUCUGGGGAUUCGGUUACCUCAUUGGAUGCCAUGUAUACUACAUGAGUGGCGAUGCAUGGAAGGAAGGAGGUAUUGAUGCUACUGGUGCUUUAAUGGUGUUAACACUGAAAGUCAUCUCAUGUGCAAUAAAUUACAAUGAUGGAUUAUUGAAAGAGGAAGGUUUGAGUGAGGCACAAAAGAAAAACCGAUUGGUUAAGUUGCCCUCAUUAAUUGAGUAUAUUGGUUAUUGUCUCUGCUGUGGAAGCCACUUUGCCGGGCCAGUUUAUGAAAUGAAGGAUUAUCUUGAGUGGACAGAAAGGAAGGGGAUUUGGAUGCAUUCUGAGAAGGAACAGUCACCAUCACCUUAUGGGGCAACAGUCAAAGCUCUUGUCCAAGCUGCUUUUUGUAUGGGCUUGUACUUGUACCUGGUACCCCAUUAUCCACUGUCCCAGUUUACUGAUCCUAUAUACCAAGAAUGGGGUUUCUGGAAACGGUUGAGUUACCAGUACAUGUCUGGCUUUACGGCACGUUGGAAGUAUUACUUCAUCUGGUCAAUCUCAGAGGCUUCUAUCAUUAUUUCUGGCCUGGGUUUCAGUGGUUGGACGGAUUCAUCUCCACCAAAACCGAAAUGGGACCGUGCGAAAAAUGUUGAUGUUUUGGGUGUCGAGCUGGCCAAGAGUGCGGUUCAAUUACCACUUGUGUGGAACAUACAAGUCAGCACCUGGCUACGCCAUUACGUUUAUGAGAGGCUCAUUCAAAAGGGAAAGAAACCUGGUUUCUUUCAGUUGCUGGCUACCCAGACUGUCAGUGCCGUUUGGCACGGAUUAUAUCCUGGAUAUAUCAUAUUCUUUGUGCAGUCAGCGUUGAUGAUUGCCGGUUCAAAAGUCAUUUAUAGAUGGCAGCAAGCUAUUCCGCCAAAUAUGGCUCUGAUCAAGAAGGCAUUAGUGUUUAUGAACCUUGCAUACACACUUUUGGUGUUGAACUACUCCUGUGUUGGUUUCCUGGUAUUAAGCCUGCAUGAAACACUUGCCGCAUACGGGAGCGUAUAUUACAUUGGGACCAUUGUUCCCAUAAUAAUCAUCCUCCUCGGCAGUGUAAUCAAACCGCCAAGGUCUGGAAGGUCUAAAGCUCGGAAAGAACAGUGAAGGUAGAAACCACAUUUUCUGCUUCUCUUCAGAGUACAUGGAAUGAGAUUAGCAAAUUGUCGAACACUACUUUCUGCGGAAUCACCGUUUUUUGAUGAGUUGUAACAUCUGCUCUGAUCUUACGAUUGUUGAGCCUGUCCACAUUUAAAUGUGUACAUUGAGUUACAAAAUUAGAAUUAACUGUAACAUUUUGAAACACUUAAAAGAUAACCUACACUUUUUUUUUUU
Cornus florida is the source of this 1716-nucleotide messenger RNA. Its product is annotated as lysophospholipid acyltransferase 1-like. The coding region runs from base 88 to 1488 and encodes 466 amino acids. Gene Ontology annotation, cellular component: membrane; endoplasmic reticulum. The transcript has 8 exons. Gene Ontology annotation, biological process: triglyceride biosynthetic process; lipid modification; phospholipid biosynthetic process. NCBI's taxonomy places the organism in Eukaryota, Viridiplantae, Streptophyta, Magnoliopsida, Cornales, Cornaceae. Gene Ontology annotation, molecular function: acyltransferase activity. The record is from RefSeq and is a predicted model, not a curated record.